AUGGCGCCCACAAUUCCUCUUUCAGUGGCUAUCUACGACAACCCUGGCAUUAUGCACUGGAGCCUCUACAUUGAAGCCAACAAUGACGCCGAUAAGACAAUCAUUCAUGUUCUCGGUGCGCGUCAGCAGUAUUUCCCCGAUAUCAGGACGCCGUCCGACGCACGUAUUUCGAAUUCUCUUAUCGAGCUUCUGCCUCUUUGUCAAAUUGAUGCGACCAAAAUCGAGAUCCUCAAAAACAUUGCAUACGCUACCCCCAUCCGCAACGACUUGGCAGAUUGGAGCUGCCAGGAUUAUGUCCUCGAUAUCUUGGACAAGCUUGAGGAUGUAUUGAUUAUCGAUGCAAAGGAUGCUGGCUAUGUUAGCAACAAGGAGGCGGUCGCUGCGAAACGCGAGUCGUGGCCGUAA
Molecule: messenger RNA, 405 nt
Organism: Aspergillus bombycis
Lineage: Eukaryota; Fungi; Ascomycota; Eurotiomycetes; Eurotiales; Aspergillaceae
Exons: 1
Coding region: 1-405 (134 amino acids)
Source: RefSeq, a predicted model, not a curated record